AUGAUUCAGAAAUAUAUCCAAUGUCCCGAAGCAAAAAAUGAAAUGAAAAAGAUGGGAAAAAAAUUUUCUGGAAAAAUGGAAAUUGAAAUUCAAUCUCGGAUUCUGUUGACUGAAAUUCGGGUCGACGCGAUGUCGUCGACGAGCAGUAUCUGCUCUUCAAAUGACGCUGAUUUCAUUGUCGAUACGCGGAUUCCGUCGACGAUCCGGAGAGAUAUUGAUCGAUUUUCAGUGUUCAUCAAUCGGCUUCGGGCAACGUUGGAUCUCAAUUCGUCUAUCGUUGACGGCGAAUCAAUGUGCGUAAAUGUGCACGCAUCUCUAGAAAUGGUUUCUGAGUCGAUGCGAGACUUGUUCAAAUACUCUCAAUUCAAGACGAAUCCCAUCAUUUUGCUGUCUCUUCAACUUGUGCAAGCCGUCAAAGACUUGAAAUUCGAUACGUGCUCAGUGGAUACAACACCGGUGCUAAACAUUAUCGAUCAGUUGGAAUCAGCUGUUUUAAACAUCAUUCUGUGA
Messenger RNA from Caenorhabditis briggsae, 510 nucleotides. Lineage: Eukaryota; Metazoa; Nematoda; Chromadorea; Rhabditida; Rhabditidae. The transcript has 5 exons. The record is from RefSeq and is a predicted model, not a curated record. The coding region runs from base 1 to 510 and encodes 169 amino acids.